Branchiostoma floridae (Florida lancelet) is the source of this 2980-nucleotide messenger RNA. Its product is annotated as copine-3-like. Gene Ontology annotation, biological process: cellular response to calcium ion. Gene Ontology annotation, cellular component: plasma membrane. NCBI's taxonomy places the organism in Eukaryota, Metazoa, Chordata, Leptocardii, Amphioxiformes, Branchiostomatidae. The record is from RefSeq and is a predicted model, not a curated record. The transcript is spliced from 17 exons. Gene Ontology annotation, molecular function: calcium-dependent phospholipid binding. The coding region runs from base 275 to 1924 and encodes 549 amino acids.
CGUCCCGACUAAUGUGAGAAGGCUUACCGGUGGAUUAAACUUGGAAUGGUUGGAACCCUUUGUACGCAACUAUUUAAUUGUUAUCCGCAAACCGUAUCGAAAGAUUGUGCUUUGCUACAGGUCGGAUGUUCAAAUUUCCCGCCUGUUAGAUAAUUCACGUGCGCAUGCUCUAUAACCUUUGACCCACAUCGGCACCGUUUGGAAAGAGUAAAGCUCAGUUUGGGCGUGGAGUUGUUGACUUCGAGGCGAGGAACGUGUCUUUAUAAAGAGCAGGAUGGCCUUCUCAUAUGGACAACAACAACAACGACCACCUGUUGGUGGCCCCCCUGUUUCCAAAGUGGAGCUGUCCGUCAGCUGUGAACACCUGAUGAAUAAGGACACCACCUCGAAAUCCGACCCCAUCUGUGUUCUCAUGAUGCAGGAAGGAGACAAGUGGUUCGAGUUUGGGAGGACUGAGCAGGUGGUCAACACCCUGGACCCUCUGUUCUCCACUAAGUUUGACGUGGACUACUACUUUGAGGAGGUUCAGAAGUUGAAGUUUACUGUGUAUGAUGUCGACAAUGCCACGUCUACGCUUGAUGAUGAUGAUUUUCUCGGAAGUCUGGAAUGCACCCUGGGACAGAUUGUUUCACACGGAACGUAUAAAAAGCCACUCAUCCUGAAGACAGGCAAGCCUGCUGGGAAGGGUGAGAUCAAGAUAGUUGCUCAGGAGCUAACAGACCACCAUGUUGUGGACAUCAACUUCAGAGCUCACAAACUGGACAAGAAGGACACAUUCAGCAAGUCUGAUCCAUACCUGGAGAUUCACAAACAAGGCAAGGAUGGCUUCUGGCAGCUGGUACACAGGACUGAGGUAGUGAAGAACAACUUGAGCCCGACUUGGAAGGACUUCACACUCACUGUGCAAUCUGUCUGUAAUGGAGACUAUGAGAAGCAACUGAAGCUAGUGUGUUAUGACUGGGACUCAGAUGGAAGCCACGACCUGAUUGGUGAAGCCACCACGACCCUGAGGCAGAUGAUAGAUGAUAACCAGGGAGGGAGGAGACAGGUGGAGUUUCCUUGUAUCAACCCUAAGAAAACCAAGAAGUCAUCCUACAAAGACUCUGGGAUCCUGUUUCUCACCAAGUGUAUUUUGAGGAAGGAGUACUCUUUCUUGGACUAUGUCUUUGGAGGAUGCCAGAUCAACUUCACAGUUGGAAUAGAUUUCACAGCUUCAAACGGCAACCCAAAGGACCCAGCAAGCCUACAUUACCUGAGUCAUGGCCUGCCUAACCAGUACCAGCUGGCUAUUGGUUCUGUGGGAGGAGUAGUCCAGGAUUAUGACACGGACAAGAUGUUUCCAUCUCUUGGCUUUGGAGCCAAAAUUCCUCCUGACUUUCAGGUUUCCCACGAGUUUGCCCUGAACUUUAACCCUCAGAACCCAUACUGUGCGGGUGUGGACGGCAUCCUUACAGCCUAUCAGAACGCACUUCCCCAGAUUCAGCUGUACGGUCCGACCAAUGCCUCUCCCAUCAUCAACCAUGUGGCCAGGUUUGCCGCUGAGGCAGCCCAGAAGCCUGGAGCUUCAGGAUAUUAUGUCCUACUUCUGCUGACUGACGGAGUGCUGACUGACAUGGAUGCCACAAGAGAAGCCAUUGUGCGAGCCUCUCACCUCCCCAUGUCCAUCAUCAUAGUCGGCGUUGGUGGUGCAGACUUUGCAGAUAUGGAGAUACUGGACGGGGAUGACGGUGUACUGAAGUCUCCACGGGGAGAGCCUGUACUGAGGGACAUUGUGCAGUUUGUUCCAUUCCGACAAUUUCAGAAUAAAGCCCCUGCAGCACUUGCACGGAGCGUUCUCCAAGAGCUGCCCAAUCAAGUUGUCCAGUACUUCAAAAAGCGAGGAUUGGCCCCCAACACACCUAACCCCACUCAAGGCCCCGUGUAGACACUCUGUAGGCAAAAGAAGCAUUCUGCUGAGCUGGCUAAAGCAGUCCUGGCUGAGGUUCCCAGGCAGGUUGUUACCUACUUCACUAAGAAGAACAUCCUCCCCAACAAUGCCCGGCCACUGUGAGCUGUUCGUGGACCCUGGCAGUAGUCUGAAGUUCAUAAUAUUUAUACUAUAUAGGCUUUUUUCACUUCUUGAAAAAAUUGUAACUUUUUACUCACAAUGAUAGUUAUUCUAGUGCCAUGUUAUAUAGCAAGUUUCAGGUGAAGGUGCACCUCCAAAUAUGAAAUUACUCUUUUUCUAUUAGGUGGAAGUGUAGUCACACACAAUGGAAUUACCCAAAUCAUGUCCUAUAGAAAUUCCUCAAUUAACCAUUACCAUUCAAGAUGAAUGAUACUUCUCUCUUAUAUGACAACAUUAUGGAACAUGUCCCACCGGACUCUACUGUAGUUAGGGCAAAUUUGGUGUGUAGAAAGCUGGGAGGGUGUUGUUUCUUUGAUAACUCUUAAGUCAGGAGAGAUAAUAGAUAGUUUGCAACAGCUAUGGACUAUUAACCUUAACUUUCUGGCAAUGAGGCAAAGAAGAAGACAUGUCAUUGCACUGGUAUUGGAAUUAUUGCAGUACAUUGGAAUUAUUUUCCCAGAUUGUACAUAUAUAUUAAGAGCUUUAAUUGUAACUGUGCAAAAUGGAACCUUUGAAUAUCUAUCUAAGCUACCUUGUUUUGAAACGCAUAAAUUUAGAAAUGCAAGUGGUCUGAUUUUGGUUUAGAGUUUUAAGAUUUACAAUCAUGCACUUGACUCCAGGGAAAAAUUGCAAUAAAAUUACUAAUAUUAUCAUAUAAGCAGCAACUGUCCUCAGGCUCACUGUAAGCCGGGUAUCCUGCUUGUAAUGACUAAUAAUAUACGGCAAGAUCUUUUUGCAAUAAUUAUUUCAGAAAGCAUUAAAUUAAUAAUGUAUUUAAUAAUGGCUUUAUAGCCCGAUUGCUGUAAGUAUUAGAUGUUCACAAAGACUUUAUGAAGCACAUAUAUAACUGCAAUAAAAUAUCUUUUUGCAAUA